AUGCGUCUGACAACAGCAGCCGCGAUCUUGUCCUUUGUCGGCGCGAGUCUGGCUCGCUUUGGACACCAGGAGCAGACCCCAGGCGAAAUCCCAUCAUCCAGGACGAGACGCUUCAUCGUGGAGCUUGCGAAAGACUCGGACUUGAAGAAGCUCAAGUCGGAGCUAUCCGAUUUCGCCGGUGCAACAGUGUAUAAGACCUUCCGCAGCGAUGUCUUCACGGGAGUCAGUGUCGAAUUGACGGGUGACAACGAGGAGGACCUGCGUCUUCUUCAGGGAGCGAGCAACGUUUGGCCAUCGCGCAGAGUCCAGAGGGCCGUUGUCGAGAGCGGUCGGGCAUUCAGUGGUGAUGUCUCGGCGGGCAACUAUAAUAUCCACGGCAUCACUGGUGUGCAGAAGCUUCAUGAGGAAGGCAUCCUAGGCAAGGGUGCCAAGGUUGCUGUUGUUGACGCCGGUGUUGACUAUACUCACCCUGCUCUUGGUGGUGGGUUUGGCGAGGGGUUCAAAGUCAUGGGCGGCUAUGAUCUCGUCGGUGACUCAGCGUGGCCCACUGAAGGAUAUGAUAAAAGGCCCGACAACGACCCGUAUGAAGAAGAUGCCCUCGGCGGACACGGCACGCAUGUCACUGGUAUCGUCGUUGGAAAGUCAGAUAGCUGGCAAGGAGUUGCGCCUGAAGCCAACAUUUUGUCGUACAAGGUCUUUGCCGGAAGUAAUGGCGACACAGAUGAAGAGACCCUCAUUGAGGCAUUUCUAAUGGCUCAUAAAGAUGGUGCUGACAUCAUCACCUGUUCCAUCGGAGGUCGCGGGGGGUUCUCAUCCAACGCCUGGGCCGAGAUUGCAUCCCGUCUCGUGGACCAGGGGCUCGUCGUCACGAUCUCCGCGGGUAAUACCGGCGAAGGCGGUGCUUUCCUCGGGGACAACGGUCAGUCUGGGCGAAGCGUACUCUCUGUGGCAUCCACGGAGCCACCGUAUGUCCCUGGGAUGCCGUUCGAGGUGACGUUCGAUUACGGGAACGGGGAAGUGAAAAAGUCGACAUAUGGGUUCUUUUUUGGCGGCCUCACUCACAGCUUCCCACUGAACUCGACCGGUCUGCCAAUCACCGCGCUCUCGUAUGACCCCUACAACACCACAAUAGGAUGCCGCUUCCUGGGACCAGAGACGCGAAACCUGUCUGGCGCUCUUGUACUGGCUCCUCGCGGUGGCUGCGACGGGCCGAAUAAGCGCUACGUUCUCCACGCUGCCGGAGCCGAGUACGUGCUGCUCUUCAACGACAAAAGCCUCUUCCCGAUGCCCAGCAGCUACGAUACCCUCCGCGUCGAGGGUGUGACCGAGAACGCCGUCGGCGUCGAAAUCCUCUCCGCGCUUGCGAAGGGCGCCAAGCUCACGGCCAGAUUCUUCAACGAGUCCAACUCGAACCUGAUAAAUCUGAAGAAUCCCGCCGUUGUCAGCUCCUUCUUCACAUCCAUGGGCGGACUAUACGAUCUCCAAAUCAAGCCGGACGUGGCGGCACCCGGGAGCAAUAUCUUCUCCACCAUACCGCACGGUAAGUACGCCCUAAAGUCGGGCACGUCCAUGGCCACGCCGUACGUUGCAGGCAUUGCGGCACUCUUCAUCUCAAAGUAUGGCGGCAGGAAUACGCAUGGUCCCGGCUUUGGGAGGAGGCUCUCUGCUCGGAUCCUGUCUAGCUGCGACUCGCUUCCGUGGAACAAUGGCCUCAAUAUGACGGACUACGACGCCAGAGCCCCCGUCUUCCAGAUUGGGAAUGGCUUGGUUAAUGCUACCAAGAUCAUGGACUACCGGACGGAGCUUUCGUUUGCCAAGUUUGCGCUCAACGAUACUACGCACUUUCGCGCUUCGCAGUCUGUCAUGAUCACUAACAACUGCACUGGCCCGGUCACGUAUAGGUUCUGCGUUGAGGCUGCAGGGACGUAUGAGGUUCUCGAUGACAAGGCGGAGCCGUCGAUCAAAAUGGGUCCCCAGUAUCGAGGACUCGUACCAUUGACUACGCAGAUGGCACCUAACGUGACGUUUCCUGGAGAUUUUACAGUCGGUCCGGGUGAGACCAGAGAGGCAAUAUUCGCCUUUGAACCUCCCAAAGGCGGAAACCAGACUGCUAUGCCCUUAUACAGCGGCAAGAUCCUCGUCUACGGCUCUAAUGGCGAGCAGCUCUCGGUCCCCUACAUGGGCGUAGCCUCCGACCUGCAAAACGGAUUUAGGAAAAUGUUUGUCGAAAAAUAUCCAUACGUCAACUCGGGACGGGGUGAAACUCCCAUCAUGUACAAAACCAACUUCACGUUCGACCUUUCUUUGAAGGCGCAGGACUUUCCCAAACUCUACAUGAACUUCCGAUGGGGUGCUUCCGUCCUGCGCUGGGACAUUUUCGGGAGAGGGUGGGAGGAGAAGAGCUGGGGGACGUACCCGCCCGUUCCUGGGAAGGAUGGAUUCGUCGGCCAUGCUGCGACCUGGGAUAAUGAGAAGCAUGCCUCCGUCUUUGAUCCGGACAAUGACAACGAAUUGGACCUCGUCAGAGGUCCUCUGGGAGAACUUUCGAGGGACGAUUACAACUACGCGCCCUGGCGGGCGUGGUGGCUUGGACGUUUCUCUGAUGGAUCAAAGAUUAAGCCUGGAAACUACACCAUGCGUGUUGCUGCGCUGACUCCGUUUGGAGAUCCGACCAAAAGCGACCAUUGGGACGUUUGGAGGCAUGAUUUCGAGGUUGAAGCCAACCUUACGCUAUCUGAUGGAUGA
Colletotrichum orchidophilum is the source of this 2745-nucleotide messenger RNA. Its product is annotated as subtilase. Gene Ontology annotation, cellular component: cytosol; membrane; cell wall. NCBI's taxonomy places the organism in Eukaryota, Fungi, Ascomycota, Sordariomycetes, Glomerellales, Glomerellaceae. Gene Ontology annotation, biological process: proteolysis. The transcript has 11 exons. The record is from RefSeq and is a predicted model, not a curated record. Gene Ontology annotation, molecular function: serine-type endopeptidase activity; tripeptidyl-peptidase activity. Bases 1 to 2745 code for a protein of 914 amino acids.